AUUUCUGCUGCUGUGGACGGAAUUAAACCAUAAAUACCCCCCAGGUCCCCUACACUCGCCCGGCACACCCACACCUCCAUACACACUCACACACAAACACACACACAAACUGAGCGAGAGUGGAGAGGUGACAACGUCUGGUGAGGAACUGGAGAUACAGGCAGAAGGAUGUCAGAUCAGCAGGGAGUCCCAGAUCAACAAGUCGCUGGGAAGAGCCAAGGGGGAGCGGGCGUGAUUUACAAGGUCUCACUGUAUGAAUUCGAGAACUUCAGAGGAAAAAAGGUGGAGUUGUCAGCAGAAUGUAAGGACGUGAUUGAGAAGAAUUUGGAAAAAGUUGGAUCCAUCAUAGUUGAGUCUGGGCCCUGGGUGGCAUUUGAGCAGAAAGGCUUUGCAGGGGAGCAAUUUGUUUUGGAGAAGGGAGAAUAUCCUCGCUGGACCACCUGGACUAACAGUCAGAACAGCUACUAUCUCCUGUCCAUCAGACCUCUCAAAGUGGACAGUGCAGACCACAAACUACAUCUGUUUGAGAACUGCAGCUUUGCUGGGAGAAAGAUGGAAAUUGUGGACGACGAUGUUCCCAGCUUGUGGGUUCAUGGCUUCCAGGACCAUGUGGCCAGCGCAAAAGCUGUGAAUGGAACGUGGGUUGGCUACAUGUAUCCCGGCUACCGCGGAAGACAGUUUGUGUUUGAACAUGGCGAAUACAAACACUGGAAUGACUGGGGGGCCUCAGAACCACAGCUGCAGUCCGUCCGGCGGGUGCGUGAUAUGCAGUGGCACAAACAGGGCUGCUUCAACAUUCCUGACCCAGCUCCUAAUCCUAAUCCCAAUCCUAAACCCAAUCCCAAUCCAAACCCAAAUCCAGCCCCCGAUCCCCCUGCCCCAUCCACUACAGCCGACAGCAGCUGAAGGAGGGUGACUCACCCUGACACUGAUGACCUUUGCCUUGUGCCUGUUCAGAGGGCCACGAAGAAAGCUCGAAAGUGACUGCCUUAACUCUUGUGUAUCUAUCAUUGGAAAUAAAGGCCUUGGCCCCAUGGUUUGAUCUUUGACCUUAAA
This is a messenger RNA of Myxocyprinus asiaticus (Chinese sucker), 1056 nucleotides long. It is a transcript of the gene crybb3, whose product is annotated as crystallin, beta B3. The transcript is spliced from 6 exons. The record is from RefSeq and is a predicted model, not a curated record. Lineage: Eukaryota; Metazoa; Chordata; Actinopteri; Cypriniformes; Catostomidae. Gene Ontology annotation, biological process: visual perception; lens development in camera-type eye. Bases 169 to 906 code for a protein of 245 amino acids. Gene Ontology annotation, molecular function: structural constituent of eye lens.